CUGCAAUCUUUUACGGGGCGAGCAGAGCUAUAUCCACUGAUAACCCAGCUGCCGAGGAACUGAGUAAAGCCGGCUCCAAACUUCUCAGCUGUUGACAGGCUUGACUUGCUGAGAACACUGGUUAAAUAUAGCACGCGCGAGCUCAGCUCCUCAACAAAGUCAUUGCUCCGACAGUGUUGUGAAGGGAGCAGAAGACGAGAAACCUAAUCUCAGAACCCAACAACACCUAGCAACAGUUGAAAAAACUUUUAAACAAAAGUCUGGGUGGGAGAUAGACAAGAGCCUCCAAUUCCUGCUGAUCGGGAUUUCAGGGAGAAGAAGCUGUGUUCCCCUUCCCUCUGCUCAGUUUCCUGCAUGACUUCAGCUGUUGGCUAGUCCUAGGAAAGAAAGUGGGAAAAGCUUUUUCCUCUGUAUUCUUUUGGGCUGGAUAGUUUUCCAAGACUCCAGUCUCCCUGGGGCUGUGGGACAAGCCACUAGGUUCUUCAAAGGAUAAACUACCUCCAUAAAGGACAUACCCUUGAUUAAACAAGCUGCCGUCAGGUGGGAAUGAGAUCCCGAAACCAGGGUGGUGAAAGUUCAUCCAAUGGGCGUAUCUCCUGCCCCAAGUCCUCUAUCAUUAGCAAUGCUGAUGAUAAAAGUCUCUCAGAAGAUGCAAAAAAGAACAAAUCAAAUAGAAAGGAGGAUGAUGUCAUGGCCUCAGGAACUGUCAAACGACACCUAAAACCAUCUGGAGAAAGUGAACGAAAAAAUAAGAAAUCCUUGGAGUUAUCCAAAGAAGACCUUAUACAGCUACUCAGUAUAAUGGAAGGAGAGUUGCAGGCCAGGGAAGAUGUGAUCCACAUGCUGAAGACAGAGAAAACCAAGCCCGAGGUUCUGGAGGCUCAUUACGGGUCUGCAGAGCCAGAGAAAGUGCUGCGAGUCCUGCACCGAGACGCCAUCCUAGCCCAGGAGAAGUCUAUAGGAGAAGAUGUCUAUGAGAAACCGAUUUCGGAGCUGGACAGACUUGAAGAGAAACAGAAGGAAACGUACCGGCGCAUGCUAGAGCAGCUGCUCCUGGCGGAGAAGUGUCACCGGCGCACGGUGUACGAGUUAGAGAGCGAGAAGCACAAGCACACUGACUACAUGAACAAGAGCGACGACUUCACCAACCUGCUGGAGCAGGAGCGGGAGAGGUUGAAAAAGCUCCUUGAACAAGAAAAGGCUUACCAAGCCCGAAAAGAAAAGGAAAAUGCUAAGCGGCUCAAUAAACUAAGAGAUGAGCUUGUGAAACUCAAAUCCUUUGCACUCAUGCUGGUGGAUGAAAGGCAAAUGCAUAUUGAGCAACUUGGCCUCCAGAGCCAGAAAGUACAGGAUCUUACUCAGAAACUGAGGGAAGAAGAAGAAAAGCUCAAAGCGAUCACUUCCAAAUCCAAAGAAGACAGGCAGAAACUGCUCAAGUUGGAAGUGGAUUUUGAACACAAGGCUUCUAGGUUUUCCCAAGAGCAUGAAGAGAUGAACGCGAAGUUGGCUAAUCAGGAGUCUCACAACAGGCAACUUAGGCUCAAGCUGGUUGGCUUAACUCAGAGAAUUGAGGAGCUGGAAGAGACCAACAAAAACCUCCAAAAGGCAGAGGAAGAACUUCAGGAAUUAAGAGAUAAAAUUGCCAAAGGGGAAUGUGGCAACUCCAGCCUGAUGGCAGAAGUGGAAAAUCUCCGGAAGCGUGUGCUUGAAAUGGAGGGUAAAGAUGAGGAGAUCACUAAAACUGAAUCCCAGUGCAGGGAAUUGCGGAAGAAGCUGCAAGAGGAGGAACACCACAGCCGGGAGCUCAAACUUGAAGUAGAGAAGUUACAGAAGAGAAUGUCUGAACUGGAGAAAUUGGAGGAGGCAUUCAGCAAGAGUAAAUCUGAGUGCAGCCAGCUACAUUUAAAUCUGGAGAAAGAGAAAAACUUAACCAAAGACCUGUUGAAUGAACUGGAGGUGGUCAAGAGUCGAGUUAAAGAACUGGAAUGUUCUGAAAGUCGAUUAGAAAAGGCUGAAUUAAGCCUAAAAGAUGAUCUGACAAAGUUGAAGUCAUUUACUGUGAUGCUGGUUGAUGAAAGGAAAAAUAUGAUGGAAAAAAUAAAGCAAGAGGAGAGAAAAGUAGAUGGACUCAAUAAAAAUUUUAAGGUGGAACAAGGAAAGGUUAUGGAUGUAACUGAAAAACUAAUUGAAGAAAGCAAGAAGCUUUUAAAACUGAAAUCUGAAAUGGAGGAAAAGGUAUACAAUUUGACAAAAGAAAGAGAUGAGUUAAUAGGUAAACUGAAAAGUGAAGAAGAAAAAUCCUCUGAAUUAAGCUGCAGCAUUGACUUAUUAAAGAAGAGACUUGAUGGGAUAGAGGAAGUGGAAAGAGAAAUAACAAGAGGAAGGUCUCGGAAAGGGUCUGAGCUCACCUGCCCAGAAGAUAACAAGAUUAAGGAACUAACACUGGAAAUUGAGAGACUGAAGAAACGCCUCCAACAGCUGGAGGUGGUUGAGGGGGAUUUGAUGAAGACAGAGGAUGAGUAUGAUCAGCUGGAGCAGAAAUUUAGAACUGAGCAGGACAAGGCCAAUUUCCUCUCUCAACAACUGGAGGAGAUAAAGCACCAGAUUGCCAAGAAUAAGGCAAUCGAGAAAGGAGAGGCGGUGAGUCAGGAAGCAGAACUGAGACACAGGUUUCGGUUAGAAGAAGCUAAAAGUCGAGACCUAAAAGCUGAAGUCCAAGCUCUUAAAGAGAAGAUCCAUGAACUGAUGAACAAAGAAGAUCAGCUUUCUCAACUCCAAGUGGAUUAUUCUGUCCUUCAACAAAGGUUUAUGGAAGAAGAAAAUAAGAACAAAAACAUGGGGCAGGAGGUCCUCAAUCUGACCAAAGAGUUGGAGCUUUCGAAGCGGUAUAGUCGAGCGCUCCGACCCAGUGUGAAUGGAAGAAGAAUGGUGGACAUUCCAGUGACGUCGACUGGAGUGCAGACGGAUGCCGUCAGCAGUGAGGCAGCAGAGGAAGAAACACCAGCGGUGUUCAUACGGAAAUCCUUUCAAGAAGAAAAUCAUAUCAUGAGCAAUCUUCGACAGGUGGGAUUGAAGAAACCUAUGGAACGAUCCUCGGUUCUAGACAGGUAUCCUCCAGCAGCAAAUGAGCUCACUAUGAGAAAGUCUUGGAUUCCAUGGAUGAGAAAAAGGGAAAAUGGGCCCCCAAUCACACAUGACAAAGGGCCUCGAACAAAUGCCAGUCCAGGGCACCCAGGAGAGCUGGUCCUUUCGCCAAAGCAAGGCCAGCCUCUGCAUAUUCGAGUGACACCAGACCACGAGAACAGUACUGCAACUUUGGAAAUAACCAGCCCGACAUCUGAAGAAUUUUUUUCUAGUACCACUGUCAUUCCUACCUUAGGGAAUCAGAAACCAAGGAUAACCAUUAUUCCAUCUCCGAAUGUUAUGUCUCAAAAACCAAAAAGUGCAGAUGGUACUCUUGGCACAGAACGAGCCAUGUCCCCAGUCACGAUUACUACGUUUUCUAGAGAGAAGACCCCAGAAGGCAGAAGAGGUAUGUUUGCAGACAGGCCCACAUCCCCCAUUCAGAUAAUGACAGUGUCUACAUCAGCAGCACCAGCUGAGAUGGGAGUCACUCCGGAAUCCCAGGAAAUGCCCAUGGGAAGGACUGUCCUCAAAGUCACCCCAGAAAAACAGACUGUUCCAACUCCACUACGGAAGUAUAACUCCAAUGCCAAUAUCAUAACCACAGAAGACAAUAAAAUUCAUAUUCAUUUAGGUUCUCAGUUUAAACGAUCCCCUGGGACUUCAGCUGAAGGAGUGAGUCCGGUUAUUACUGUCCGCCCUGUCACUGUGACAGCGGAAAAGGAGGUUUCCACUGGCACCGUCCUUCGCUCUCCUAGGAACCAUCUCUCGUCACGACCUGGCGCGAGCAAGGUGACGAGUACUAUCACCAUAACACCAGUCACAACUUCAUCUGCUCGAGGAACCCAGUCAGUGUCAGGACAAGACGGGUCAUCCCAGCGACCUACACCCACCCGCAUUCCUAUGUCAAAAGAAAGCAUCGUCAUUCACCAGUUACGUAUGAACUCCAGAUGAGAUGGUAAACCAAGCACAUACUGGGUGUGUGUACUUCCUCUGAACCCCUGUUGAAUGAGUAGUGUUUCUACAGUCCUCCAUCAUCACUAAGGUCCUCCAUGCUACUGAUCACUACUGGAAAUAAUUUUCUACUUCCAGUGAUUUUUUUUUUUUUUGAGGAUAUAAUAAUGUAAAAGUUGAAAGUGGCGUUGCUGAUAAUAUGGAAAAUAGGUAGCAAGAGCAAUUCAAUCUUCGUGUCAAAAUAAAUUUCCUUUUGCAAAGCUUUCAGGUCCAUGGGCACAUGCUAUGUAAUUUAUUUUUAUAAUACACUUUGUAAUGUGAUUUUUUUCCUGAAGUGUUUCCAUUUUCGUAGUCUCUGGCACAUGUAUCUGUAGAGCACACUGUCAGUUCUUCAGAGUAUCGGUACUGGUGCAUUCAAAAUGGCAGCCUAUCAUUAUUGUCUUUCAUCACUUUUAUAUUUCUGAAGGAAAAGAAAGUACAACACCCUAUAUAUUUCAGGGUAGGUUCAAGAGAUAAAACAGAAGCAGGAGAUUCUAGAAGAGGUUUUAUUAUUGCUUGUACAAUGCUGUGAUUCUGAUCAUGGUUCAACAGUAAUAAGUAACGUUGAUUUAAGAGUUUAAUUUUAAUUAUGUAAAGCCAGUUUUAAAAGUUGCCCUGUCUAGUGUUCUGUGCCAAAACCCCUGAUAAAUUGAAUUUCAUACGAAACAAAUUAAUAAAAGAAGUUAUAUACGUUUAACCAGUAAGAGUUAUGGGAAUAGCUCUGACUGAGAGUUCAAUUGUAUUUCUGUGUGCAUUAUUUGCUUAUAUGUAUGAGACUUAUAAUAAGGACUGUGAUAUCAAGAUAUUUCUCACAAUCUGUCCAAAUGAAAGCUCAAAAAAUAAAAACUGACCUAGGUAAUAUCUGCAUCUUUCAAAAAAAAUGGUAAGAAAUUCCAUGACAGAUAACAUUUGUUUUCCUUGAUAGGAUUUGGAUAGAUUUUCAAAAAGGCGUGUAGGUUGCAGAAUAUAUCCUCUAAAGAUAAAAGCAUAACAUGCAUUACUCAAAUCUCAAUGUCAGAGCUGCUGUUGAAUUUAGGUUUAUAUGAAAAUGUGCAUCUAAAGUUUACUUGAAACCCCAGUAAUACAGGUUUUUAAAAAGACUUUGCUAAUGUGCACAUGUUUUCAAUAAGGUCUUUAAAAAGAUAACUUUAAAGAUAAACGAAGAGUUGACGUAUCAGUUUCUGAAUGCAGAAAUCAUACAUGAUGGAACUUUACCGAGAUUAAAGAAAAUGCUUCUGAGUGUCACACGGGUAACUAAAAACCAUGCAAGUAACACUAUUGGCCCAUUUCUCCAGUUGACAGUUUGUUUCCAGGUUACAAAUGCAUAGAAGCGAGUCUACACUGAGUCUUUGAAAUAGAAAAAUUAAUUGGAUUUCCUCCCCUAUGUAAUUUUGGAAGGUUUUAAGUUAUACUUUGUGGAAUUAGCAAUCACAUUUGGUAGAUGUUAUAAAUAAUAUAACUAUUUUAUGGAAAAUUAGUUCGAUUUUUGUUAAGUAAAAGAAAUACAGUAGGCUUGUCCUAGCUUGAAUGAUUGUCAAUGUAUCACGUAUCCUUCAGGGCUUUUGAUUAAUGAUUAAGAAAAUUAGAGUGUGUAUGUGUGAAGAUUUAAAACAUUGUUGCUAUGAGUUUUGUUUUCUGAAAAUGUUUCUGAACCGUAAUGACAUUUUCAAGUAGAAAAAGGGUUUUUAUCUUAUCUUUUUUUGACACACAGUUAAGUUCCCUAUUUGCCAACUUUUAUACUUCUGAUGGCAAAAUAUUCUGAUAGAUCACAAAUUAGCAUUUGAAUCAAAUAGCUUUUUCUCAACUUGUGGGAAUUUCAUUACAUGAAUAGUGAAAAGGCUAGAGGAUAAGACUUCUUGACUUUAAGAUAUUGCAAGUGAUUUGUGUCUAUUUGGAUCUGUAGUUUUUAUUUCUCUUGAAUUUCUAAUGAAAUUUGGUACUUGCGACGCAGAGUAAGGACGGUGGUACAAUCUGAGUCACUUAGAUGGAUGCUGAGCCUUUUUCUGCUCGUGCUGGGAUUAAGUCCUCUGUUUGAACCCAAAUGGAAUCUGAGUGACAGAUGUGUAAAAUUAAUAAAGAAUAAAAAAGUAAUUGUUCUGAAAUAAAAGAAUAUUAAAAAUUAGCAGAAAGGAGAAAACACCAAAUAGUUUUAUCCUUAUCUAAUGAAUUAAACAAACAAGAUCAUAGACAGUCUUAUCCCACUAUCCACAUCCAACGGAGAAAACUGCCUCCAUGUGCAAUCCUGGCACCAUCCUAGACUCACAUGAUUUCUGUAUCUUUUAAGUAAAUCUCCAAUCAUCAAUAUGAAAGGGAAUCAGUUUUGAAUGGAAUAAUUAUAUUUUCUGAAAUGAUUCCAAUUUAAGGUACAACAAUUGAACUAAUCCAUUGUUUUACCUCUUUCUUUUUGAUAAGAGAGUAUUUUCUGAGGUAUCUUCUGCAGGGACUUUUUUCAAGCAUUUCAUAAAAUAUUAAGGUUUGAUGAAGAUAGUGGAUACAUUUUCCAGAUGUUAGAUCUUCACGAAAUGUGAAGAAUUAAUUGUCUCUUAGGGCAACCAUAAAAAAAAAAUUCAUGAUGUGAAGUAUCUAGCUUAAGCAUUAAAAAAGACACCAGCACUAUUGAAAUAAUUCACAUGUUCUAGAAAUCAGUGGCAGAGCAAGAGUAAAUGUUGGAUCAAACAAUGUAAUAUGUUUUUGUCCCUUCUCUUUAUGCUGUGGUUGAAUUUUCCUGGAAAUGAAUAAAAAACAUAGCAAAAGUUGGGCGUGUUCAUGAAUUUGAUGAGCAACGAUUCCAAAAAUAACAAAAAUGCAAAAUGGAAGUUAAAGAAAACACCACCACCACAAGUGGCACCUGAAGCAUGUAUCCCCCUUCAGACUCCAGUGCUAUCCCCCCGCUAAAAAUACUAAUUAGAAGGCAAAGAGGAAAAACAAUAAGAGCUAUUGUAAUAAAUUCAUAAAAAUUGGGAGAGUUUCAUGGAAUUAACUUUGCUUAGUGAACACUAUUAUUUUAUUGUCUUAGGUUUUCAGCAUUUACUCCAUAACUAUAUGAUAACAACUGUGUUUGUUACAUAGGGAAAAUGCAAAAUGCUGUAGAUUAGUAAGUUCGAAUAGAAAUGUUUAUUGGCGUCAUGAUAUAAUACACUUAUUUUUUGGUGUUUUUUUUCAUUUAUGUUAUUUGGGUAAUUUUACCUUAACAUUCACACAUUUCAUUAUUUUUAACAGUGCAGAUUGUAUUUAUUUAGAUUUUGUUUUAAAGACAUCGGAUGUCAGGUUCUCCAAAGUAAGAGGCUUACAGUGCGAUCAAGAUAUUCUUAAAAGUCUUGCAGUUGAACGGAUUUUCAAAAGCAAAAGAGUGCAUUGAAAAAUUUUGGAGUUACAUUGUAUUUUCACAGCAUUCUCAAUUUUGUCUCCUUUAAGUUUUAUUAAGUACAUGAAAAGUUAAUUAUUUUUCAUUACAGCCAAGUGAAUUUAUGGGUAUCUACUUGUCUUUUAUAUGAAUGUAAUAUCUUCCUUUCAGUUCUUCACAGGUUAUUGAAAUCAUUUAGCCAAUUAAGACAGUCUCUUUGUGUUAUUCCCAAAGUCAACCAUGUUUAUCAAAAUCUCACUACAGAGUGAGAAAAGUAACAAUUGUGAUAUAAAAACAUCGUGCAAUAUUCUUUUUUGAGUUGGAACAUAAUAUUCAUAAAAUUAAAAUCAUUUAAAAUGAGCCUUCAACCUUCACCUUUUUAUUUAAAAUCAUUUGCCUUUAGUUUUCACCUCUGCAUUUCCUAUUUUCUUAAAAAUAUGGCGUUUUUCACUGUGAAUAAGCAGCAAUGGUACAGCAGAUCUGCCAAAAUGAGAGACUUUCCCCGAGUUACAGCAUAGUCCGAUUCUUCAGUAGCAUGGACACUGCUAUGCACCAAGAGAUAGAGCUGGUUAUAGAGUGUCCCUCAGCCCUUUAUCUCCACCAAAUGCACUGUCAGUCGAUAUUCAGAUAGUACUUUACUGCUUUCUGCUGUCAGGCUAAAGGUAGGUUACUGAGCAGAACAAAGGCUCCCGAGGUUUUUGCCAGCAGGCCACAGCCCAGCUUCGAGAGAGCCUGCUGGGUAAUGCUUUCAGCAAAGUGGGAUGGGGGUGACCGUGGGACUAUUCUUUGACCCCUUUUAUUUAUCAGCUUUGUGCCAGAGUUGGUGGUCC
Molecule: messenger RNA, 8289 nt
Organism: Ailuropoda melanoleuca (giant panda)
Lineage: Eukaryota; Metazoa; Chordata; Mammalia; Carnivora; Ursidae
Gene: FILIP1
Product: filamin A interacting protein 1
Exons: 7
Coding region: 547-4077 (1176 amino acids)
Cellular component (GO): actin cytoskeleton
Source: RefSeq, a predicted model, not a curated record